AUGGAACAUGUCAUCGAUACAGGAGAUGCACUCCCUGGGAAACAGCGUCACUACCCUGUUUCAACAGCGGUACAAGUCAUUUUGUAUGAAGAGCUAGAUCGAAUGUUGGAUCUCGGCGUUAUUGAGGAGAGCGAAAGCUCAUGGUGUUCGCCGGUGGUUCUCUUCCGAAAACCAAGCGUUAAUCGGCUUUGUCUUGAUUCUCGUACUGUGAACUCCCUGACGAAGAAAAACGCGAAUCCGCUAAUACCACAGGAGAAACAGAGUAGGGAAAAGACUGCCUUUGCGGUACCGGGAAGACCCUUGUGA
Messenger RNA from Eupeodes corollae, 306 nucleotides. RefSeq lists its product as uncharacterized. NCBI's taxonomy places the organism in Eukaryota, Metazoa, Arthropoda, Insecta, Diptera, Syrphidae. The transcript has a single exon. The record is from RefSeq and is a predicted model, not a curated record. The coding region runs from base 1 to 306 and encodes 101 amino acids.